CCGACGUCACUGUGACGUAGCACGUUGCGUGGGCUAGCUGUAGCAAUGUUAGCGGUGUAAUGGUGAUGUUGUAGAGGUUUUCUGAGGGUUUCCAAAAUAUCGACGCAGAUCGCUAUUCAUGAGAGGAUUUUAUUAAUGCUCUGUGUUGUGUAGAAGAGCCCUUCAGAGCUACAUCCCACCUUCACUGACCCUUGACCUCUGCUUAUCACAUGAAAGAAAGUUGGGCCUGACAGAUACUCGUGGGUCAAAUCCUUCCUCUCUAAAGAACCUCCUCCAUUCAGCUCCUCGAAGGCAUCAUGGGAGGAAUAGAAGAAGACGAUGACGUGUCCCUCCGCCACCAGGAAGAUGAGUGGAGCAGAAAUCAGGAGAAUGAGCACAGUCUUCCAGGCUCCGAGACCAACGCCAAGUGGAUGAAGGAAGGUCAGAAUCAAAUAUGCAAGUUAGCAGAGCAACAGCAAGACCAGAAUCUCAACCUGGUUGAAAACGAGAAUGAAUCUACUGACAGAAACCCAAACCAGAACUCGGAGCGGAGCCAUGAAGAGAAGAACAAGACCCUGAAAGCGCUCCGCUCUGAGCACAGCUGGGCAGACGAUGAACCUCUUCUGAUUUACUCUUCUAACACUCUGAUGGAGAAGAAUCAAGAAAACCAAGAGCAGACCAGAGACCAGGAAGAAGAGAGAGAGGAAGAGGAACAUUUAAAUCCCAGCGGAGACCAGAAGAUUCAGAAGAUGGGAGGUGAAGCUGGCAGCAGAAAUGCUUGUCUGUUGUUCAGUAAGCAGGGCGUUCCCAGCGACGAGGAGUCCAGCUGCAUGUCUCUGUCUCAGGGAAGCACUGCAAGCAGCACCCCGGACGGAGAGCCAGAGUCCUACUGGGAUAGCAGCGCUUUUGAAACAGACACGGAUCUGCCCGCUGGUUGGAUGAGAGUGCAGGACACAUCAGGCACCUACUACUGGCACAUCCCCACAGGGACCACGCAGUGGGAGCCACCUGGACCCCUAGAGGAGAGAGCAGCCAGCACCUCACCUGCGCUCACACCUGCUGACCAGCCUCAGAUGACAUGGAGUGGUGUUUCUCACCCAAACACAUUCACUGAGGAAGAGCACUGGCAGAAGGAGGAUGUGGCUUCUGAUGAAAGUCUGAAGGAGUUUGAGGGAGCGACUCUACGCUACGCUUCCAUCAAUCUCAGUUUUUCUCAGCCUGAGGAGGAAGAGGAACAGACUUAUUUCAGCAGUAAUGAGGGGGCGAAGCAGUGCUUCGCGGUGCGUUCUCUGGGCUGGGUGGAGAUCUCAGAAGAGGAGAUGGCUCCUGGAAGGAGUAGUGUUGCUGUUAAUAACUGUAUCCGACAGCUGUCCUACCAGAAGCACAAUCUAGAUGACACCGCUGGCAUCUGGGGCGAGGGGAAGGACAUGCUUCUGGUGCUGGAGAACGAGACUCUGAGCCUGAUGGAGCCUCAGGGUGGAUCACUGCUGCACGCUCAGCCCAUCAUCAGCAUCCGUGUGUGGGGAGUCGGACGCGAUGAUGGCAGGUUCGUCAACUUUGCAUAUGUGGCACGAGACAAGUUGACUCACAUGCUCAAGUGUCAUGUAUUUCGCUGUGACACGCCUGCAAAGAACAUUGCCACAAGCCUCCAUGACAUCUGCUCUAAGAUUAUGUCCCAGAGGAAGUCAUCCAGCAGACAGAACACGGAUCCCUCAAGACUUGGGGACCUCCCUUUCCAGGAGUUCCCAGUUCCCAAGAAUGAGCUGGGCCAGCGCUUCCAGGUGCGCUACUUGGGUCGUGUGCCAGUGACCAAGCCAGCUGGCAUGGAUGUGAUUAAUGUGGCAUUGGAGACUGCUCUUAACAGCAAAGACAAGGAUUGGACACCUGUGACUGUGAGCGUGGCGUCCGCUACACUCACUAUUCUGACUUCUGAGACGGAGGAAGUUCUUUCUGAAUGUCGUGUGCGUUUCCUGUCAUUCAUGGGAGUUGGGAAGAAUGUGCACACAUUUGCAUUCAUAAUGGCAGAGGGACCUGGAGACUUCAUAUGUCACAUGUUCUGGUGCGAUCCAAACGCUGCGAGUCUAAGUGAGGCCGUACAGGCCGCCUGUAUGCUGAGGUAUCAGAAGUGUUUGGACGCUCGGCCCCCCAGCGGUGGCAGCUCUUGUCUGCCCGGGCCGCCUGCUGACUCUGUGGCCCGCAGGGUGGGAUCCAGUGUGAAGAAGGGGGUUCAGAGUCUGCUGGGGAGCUUCAAGAGAUCUGGAUCUCAGACACCCUAAAAAGAAAAGCUCCUCCUCUGCUGU
This is a messenger RNA of Carassius carassius (crucian carp), 2279 nucleotides long. RefSeq names its product amyloid beta precursor protein binding family B member 1-like. Lineage: Eukaryota; Metazoa; Chordata; Actinopteri; Cypriniformes; Cyprinidae. Gene Ontology annotation, cellular component: cytoplasm; nucleus. The record is from RefSeq and is a predicted model, not a curated record. Gene Ontology annotation, molecular function: transcription factor binding; amyloid-beta binding. The transcript has 14 exons. Gene Ontology annotation, biological process: regulation of DNA-templated transcription. Bases 297 to 2255 code for a protein of 652 amino acids.